Molecule: messenger RNA, 1873 nt
Organism: Tripterygium wilfordii
Lineage: Eukaryota; Viridiplantae; Streptophyta; Magnoliopsida; Celastrales; Celastraceae
Exons: 14
Coding region: 205-1608 (467 amino acids)
Source: RefSeq, a predicted model, not a curated record
AGCUUGAAAGCGAAGACACAAAGACAAAGGUCUCCCCAUUCAAAAUCCAUUCUCUCGCUUUCGUCGAUGUUCUUUCUCUUGUAAAUUCCGUCUCUCUGCCAAUCCUUUCAAACCAUCUGCCGCAAUUUGAAUCUCAAUUACAGACUCCGAGUAGAGAGAGAUCGCCGGAGAGGAGUGUUGUGUCUGUUUAGUAUUAUUGGGAGUAUGCUGGUUCGGAGGAGAGUGGUGAUAAGCUGGAGGAGAGUGGGCACGUCGCUUCACGCCCUCGUUGCUCAUUCCUUGCUUUUCUCCUUCACGGUUUUGCUUGUUCUCAAGCUUCAACUCGCGAAGUUCUACUCCUGGUGGAUUGUAUUUGCACCAUUAUGGCUAUUUCAUGCUGUUGUUUCACGAAACAGGUUUUCGUUGCCUGCUCCAUCAAAGCCUCAUGGUCGCGAAUGGGCGCCAUUUCAUGCUGUCAUGGCAACACCGUUGUUUAUCGCUUUUGAACUACUCCUUUGUAUACAUCUUGAAAGCCAAUAUGUUGUGAACUUGAAGAUUGUGUUUGUGCCCUUGUUGGCAUUUGAAACAGCCAUAUUGAUUGAUAAUAUCAGGAUGUGUAGGGCUUUGAUGCCUGGAGAUGAGGAAAGCAUGAGUGAUGAAGCGAUAUGGGAGACCCUUCCUCACUUUUGGGUUGCAAUAUCAAUGGUCUUUUUCAUAGCUGCAACAACAUUCACUCUAUUGAAGUUAUCUGGUGAUAUUGCAGCUCUUGGUUGGUGGGACUUAUUUAUAAAUUUUGGUAUUGCAGAGUGCUUUGCCUUCCUUGUUUGCACAAAAUGGUACAAUCCUGCAAUUCAUAGGCAUUCUUAUAUUGGAGAAUCUAGCUCAAAUUCAGUGACUAUUAGAUAUCUUGAUUGGAAUAGAGGGUUAGUAUUUACUUCGGAAGAAGAUCAGGAACAAAGCAGGAUAUGCAACUUGCAGGAUAUUGGUGGACAUAUUAUGAAAAUUCCUUUUAUUAUAUUUCAAAUACUUCUUUUCAUGCGCUUAGAGGGAACGCCACCUAGUGCUAGAGAUAUCUCAUUUCCAGUUUUAUUUGUUCCGCUUUUUCUGCUACAAGGAGCUGGAGUUCUGUUUACUGCAUAUAGAUUGGUAGAGAAAAUUUUUCUUUUGCUUAAUAGUGGAGCUGUUUCGGGAAGAUGCUUUGCUUUAGCAUCAAAGGCUAGAGAUUGUUUUGGGUUCUUGCACCAUGGAUCAAGAUUACUGGGAUGGUGGUCAAUUGAUGAAGGAAGUCGAGAAGAGCAGGCCAGACUUUAUUAUACUGGAGUGUCUGGGUAUGACACUUUUUCAUCUGAUGCUAUGAAGAAAAUGCCUAAAUCGGAUCUUGUUGAGGAGAUUUGGAGACUACAGGCUGCCCUUAGUGAGCAAACAACAGUUACAAUGUUUAGCCAGCAGGAGUAUGAAAGGCUACAAAAUGAAAAGAUCCUUUGUAGAGUUUGCUUUGAAGAACAGAUUGAUGUAGUUCUGCUUCCAUGUAGACAUCACGCCUUAUGCAGAUGCUUUGCUUACCUUUCACAAACUAAUAAGGUUUCACCACUGACUACCCUUCUUGUUGAUGCGCAGCACUUGCUGUGAGAAAUGUAAGAAAUGCCCAAUGUGCCGCGUUCCCAUAGAAGAGCGAUUGGCUGUAUAUGAUGCGUAGCUUCCCCUGUUUAUUGCAAAUUACAGAUGUAUGAUUCUCCUUUCAAAAUAUUCAACCAUUGCUUGUGAUUUUUAGAAGCAAGCACUGAGACACUGUUAUGGUUUCUCCCAUCAUUUAAGAUGCAGUGUGUGCCCACUUCAACAACUGUAAAUAUUUUUCUGCACAAUUUAAUGAAAGACUCUCAUGGUUUCAAAUUUA